AUGGCAACUUUAAAUGAAAAAAAGACCUGCAGCCAAAGAAUGGAAAAUUUCCGACGUUUUGUAUGGAAUCCAGACACAGGACAGUUGAUGGGAAGAACUUUGAUUAACUGGGUAUGGAUUAGUCUUUAUUAUGUUGCAUUCUAUGUGGUAUUGACUGGACUAUUCACACUUUCUAUCUAUUCUUUAAUGAAGACAAUUAAUCCUUAUACACCAGACUAUCAAGAUCGAUUAAAAUCACCAGGAGUGACAUUACGACCAGAUGUAUAUGGAGAAAAAGGAAUGGAAAUUUAUUAUAACAUUUCUCAGAACUCCUCCUGGAAUCGUUAUGUUGUGAGACUUCAGACAUUUCUUUCAGCAUACAAUGAAACUAUGCAAGAAGGCAACAAAAACUGUAGUCAGGAAAGUUAUUACUACCAAAAUACAUUUGAUGCUCCAAAUAAUGAAAAAUACUCUUGCAAAUUUACAAAAGAUAUGCUUGAAAACUGCUCUGGUUUGACGGAUUCCACUUUUGGUUUUCCUGAAGGAAGGCCAUGCUUAAUAAUAAAGAUGAACAGAAUUAUAAAUUUUCUUCCUGGCAACGGGACUGCCCCAAAAGUGAACUGCACAACUACUGAUGACAGCUCAUUUGAGGUAGCAUAUUAUCCCGCAAAUGGAACCUUUAGUCUUCACUACUUCCCUUACUAUGGACUCAAGGCACAGCCUAGCUACACUAAUCCACUGGUAGCAGUGAAACUUCUCAACUUUACUUACAAUAAAAUACUACACAUAAAAUGCCGAGUUGUUGGCGUUGGAAUUACUUCAGAUAACCCACAUGAUCCAUAUGAAGGAAAAGUAGAAUUCAAACUUCGGAUACAAAAUUAA
Molecule: messenger RNA, 861 nt
Organism: Pantherophis guttatus
Lineage: Eukaryota; Metazoa; Chordata; Lepidosauria; Squamata; Colubridae
Gene: ATP4B
Product: ATPase H+/K+ transporting subunit beta
Biological process (GO): intracellular sodium ion homeostasis; potassium ion import across plasma membrane; intracellular potassium ion homeostasis
Cellular component (GO): sodium:potassium-exchanging ATPase complex
Molecular function (GO): ATPase activator activity
Source: RefSeq, a predicted model, not a curated record